Messenger RNA from Equus quagga, 913 nucleotides. RefSeq names its product thioredoxin like 4B (gene TXNL4B). Gene Ontology annotation, biological process: mRNA splicing, via spliceosome. Bases 294 to 836 code for a protein of 180 amino acids. Gene Ontology annotation, cellular component: U5 snRNP; U4/U6 x U5 tri-snRNP complex; spliceosomal complex. The record is from RefSeq and is a predicted model, not a curated record. The transcript is spliced from 4 exons. Lineage: Eukaryota; Metazoa; Chordata; Mammalia; Perissodactyla; Equidae.
GGGGCGGUGCCUAAAACAGCCUCUUCCUGAGCUGUGGAGCCGGACAAGCGCGUCCGUCGAUUGCGCCUGUGCCUUUUCUUUUUCCGUUUCCGUCCUCUUAGGUGGGCCGCCUAGGGGUUGCUAGGCAACAGCCCCUGGGGUACUUUGCGUUAAGUACCUGCGGUCUUAAGGCGCCGCCCGCUUCCUGGCGUUUUGGAGAAGGGUCGGGGUUGCCGACAGCCCAGAAGUGGAAAAGAGGGAGGUGACUUGGACAAGUAAAGACUGACAUUGAAGAUUAAUAUUUUUAUUUCAAGAUGAGCUUCCUGUUGCCCAAGCUGACUAGCAAAAAAGAAGUAGACCAGGCGAUCAAAAGUACUGCAGAGAAGGUGCUGGUUCUCAGGUUUGGGAGAGACGAGGAUCCUGUUUGUCUGCAGCUAGAUGAUAUUCUUUCUAAGACCUCUUCUGACUUGAGUAAAAUGGCUGCUAUAUAUCUGGUAGAUGUAGACCAAACUCCAGUUUAUACACACUAUUUUGACAUCAGCUACAUUCCGUCUACUGUGUUUUUCUUCAAUGGGCAGCAUAUGAAAGUGGAUUAUGGACAUUUAGCACAUGCGCUACUGUCAAAGUUGAAGAGAGAAGCACGUCUUGAGGCAAUACCUGAAACCAGCUGUGCUGUUUUUCUGGAGUCCUUCGGAAGCGUGCUCAGGGUCCCAGCAGAGCAGAGGUUUGACUUGUAUGGAAAACGCUGGCCCCCAAGUGGAAGAGCAGGCCAGCACUGUGAUGCCUGGGUGCCUACGUGUCUGCUCCCUGCAGACCUCAGAGCCGUCGGUCAGCCAUGCCCGGUUUCCCCAGUGUGAUUUUCUUAACUUCUCUUUAGAUGGUGCUUUUCUUUAUCCCUUAAGAUAAUACAGUAUCCUCUUAAACAUUUGUUAAA